ACUGUUAUACGUUUCCUAGCAACCAGGACGCCUUAGCAUCUGCUCGCUAGUGCCAGCGACACAGGAGGAACAACACGCGUGUAAUUAUUAAAGUUAGAAACAAGCAGGAGAGAGUAUCCCUGGUAAUAAUAGUGGCUGACAUGUAGAAAACCGUCUAUGUCGCAUUCCACCUACUCCAUUAAGCCCUGGAUAAUAUCUGGCGUCUCUACGGAGUACGAGUCACCCACUGGCUUGUAGUACCAAUCACGAGUGGAGCAGAGAACAGGCACAGUUUGCCCACUGUCCCGCACCAUGGCUCAUUCAACCCAGAGAGAUCGCCCGUCAGUGUCGCCUAAAAGUUAUUUGCACCCACUGCGGGACGAUGUGACCGUGGUGGAUCCAUGCUCUGGCUUUGUGAGUCCCGGGGCAGAUGCGGAUAUGAGGCCGGGAACAGGGAAAUCCAUCCCGUGUCUUGUGGAUGACAGCGAGGUGAGACCUCAGGAGGCUGACCCUGGCCAGCAGCGCAGGAGUCAUCACCUGCACAAACUGAGGUGUGUAACAGCGCCACCUGGUGGAGCUGAAACCCGAAAAGCCCAGUACAGGCCCAAGAAUGUGUCAUUUAAUGGGACCUACGAAGCCGCUGUCCUCAGUGAUCUUGUCCAUAAGUCUGGCACACUGUGGAAUUCCAUGGCCAGAUCGGAUGCAGCACUCAGAGCAACACUGGGAGGUUGGACAAGCAAAAUAAAAGCAGUUCCUCAAGUAACUCGUGGACCUGGUACAUCAUUAACACAGACGUUUGUGCUGCAGCAGUCAAAUGAUGCUGCGUGUUCCAGAGAUGACAUUGUCAGAAAAUUCAUGUAUACAUCAUCUACACAGAGAGCAUAUGAAGAAGUUCCUUGGGACAUGAAGCUCCCUGCAAAGCUACAGCCGCCUGAGUCAGUAAGAGAGAAAAUGCCUCUUCCCUUCUCACAGCAGUUUACUUUGAAAAGAUAUGACCUUCAACCUGAAACCUCACAAGACACUGGUGAGACAUGGGACAGAUUACAAAAAAGGAUGUUUCACGUAAAUAAAAAACCUCUUACAUUCAUAUCGCCAUAUCCUCAUAUCGGCCACAUUCCAGGUUACUGCGGCUUGUCUGGUUCUGUGAAUUCAGAAGAUGUGGAUAAUCCCAAUACAUCUUUCAUACCCUUCACUAAAGUGCGAACUGUACAGCCUCGCUACUCCUACACAGCUCACACUCCAAACAUCCCUGGAUACACUGGCAGGGUUCAUUGGAUGGCUAUCCACCCAGCAAAUUCUAAUCUUCCAUCUCCCUUUUUAUCUGCAGACACAAAAAUGAAUGGAUCCCUUUUUGGAAGUAGGACUGGAACUACAUUUCAACACCAAGGACCUCUUUCAAAAAUGGUUACCACCGUUUCACCACACAAUCCUUUCAACAAGGUGGAGAAACAAAUGAUUGAGUAGAAUACCAGCAGAAAAUAAAAUUAGAAAAAAAGCAGAAAAUAAAAUUAGAAAAAAAAUAAAGAUCCAUGAUGUCUUCAGUUGUAUUGAGAACAACCGAGGGUGAUAAGUGGUAUAUAUUCAGAUUGUUAAGAUUUAAUAAUUUCUUUUUUCUUUCAUUUACUGUAUAUCAAGCUCAGUGUAUAAUAUAUUUUUUUACCCCAGCCCAUAGUGCAAUUUGUUUUUAUUUUCUUAUGGAAUUUGUACCAUGGAAUUUUAUGGUAGUUCUAGGUGGUUACACCAAUUGCUUUCUUAGUCACUUCUCUUUAGAAGACUUGCUGCUCAUGUUUCCAUAUUUGUCAUUCACA
Messenger RNA from Pseudophryne corroboree (corroboree frog), 1787 nucleotides. It is a transcript of the gene SPMIP7, whose product is annotated as sperm microtubule inner protein 7. The record is from RefSeq and is a predicted model, not a curated record. The transcript is spliced from 9 exons. Bases 292 to 1443 code for a protein of 383 amino acids. NCBI's taxonomy places the organism in Eukaryota, Metazoa, Chordata, Amphibia, Anura, Myobatrachidae.